AUGCAUAUUAAGGGAUAUGAUUUGGCUCUGAAUCACGAAAAUUUAUAUACCCACACCAUCAUGCUCAAUGAAACCUUCUUGUUCUGCAUUGAGCUUAAUUCGAGUACUUCUUCAUUCAAAUACUCUAUUGAUGUAUUGCUCAAAUCUUCGGGAUUUUCACUCUAUAUUGAUGUGAACAAUGAAGAUAUAUCAUCAGUGAAAGGGAAAUACAAGCACUCACUCUUGGAAAAGCACACUUCUACGAGAAUAACAUCCCCCUCAGCUUUGUCUUCACAGGAAAUUUCUAAUAUUUACAUCUUGGCCAUUCCUCACUCCAAUGCAACAAUGCUGAUGGAAACAAGAGAUUUGAAAGUUUCAUUGAGGAUUCUAAUUUCCGAAUAUUCACUCACAGGAGGAGCCAUAUCCUUCCUCUCCUUGCUAUUAAUGGUUGUGAUUGGAAUUGUUCUUCUGCUGGUAGUUGCAGCUGCAUUCAGUUGUUGCAAGCCAAGGUCGCUUAAUACGGAGAAGAGCUUUGAAAUGGAUGCUGAUCAUGAUCACCAUCAUCAUGAUGUAUCUUCCUCGCUCUAUUAUACCAAUGCUGCUGUUUUGGAUAAGAAUGUCUAG
Messenger RNA from Naegleria gruberi, 603 nucleotides. RefSeq lists its product as uncharacterized. Bases 1 to 603 code for a protein of 200 amino acids. The transcript has a single exon. The record is from RefSeq and is a predicted model, not a curated record. Lineage: Eukaryota; Heterolobosea; Eutetramitea; Acrasida; Naegleriidae.